Acanthosepion pharaonis is the source of this 738-nucleotide messenger RNA. The record is from the annotation of a GenBank genome assembly. NCBI's taxonomy places the organism in Eukaryota, Metazoa, Mollusca, Cephalopoda, Sepiida, Sepiidae.
AUGAACACCGACAUUAGACAUGAUUGCUCCACUAAAGUCCCGGUUUCAUUAACAGUUGAUCGGAGCACCUGCAGUUCGUACCAUUCUCUUUUUUUUUAUCAUUGUCCUUUCUUUUCUCUUUCACGUUUCCUCUUUUCUUUCCCCUUUUUUUUCUUGACACAGAUACGAUUUCACACACUGUCCGCUGUAACAGAGAUAUACACUUUCUUCCUUUCUCUGGUUUUCUUUUUUCUUUCCUUCUUUCUUCUUCUGUAUACAGUUCAGUCAAACACGAUUCAACUGCAACAGGUAUAUACACUUUCUUCCUCUCUCUGGCUUUCUUCUUUCUUUCUUUCUUUCUUUCUUUCUUCUUUACACAAUUCAGCUUGUAACAGGGAUAUAUACUUUCUUCCUCUCUGGUUUUCUCUUUUCUUCAAACGCAGUUUGUAUUCUCAGCGUACAAAUUCCUUUGCGUCUUCUGUGAUAAAUAACGCAGGUUAUCGUCUUCAAUUUGGGGUUAUCGAACUGAAAUACAUGUUCUUAUAUUUUUUGUCCGGAGUUGCCUGGGAUGAAUCGGACAAGUUCCAUCAUUAUCAAAUGAGUCUCAUCUUUCCGUUCAUAAGUUAUCAGCGCUUCGAUUUUGAGUCUUGCUCCUUCAAAGACAAGACAGCAACUGACUCUAAUUUUCUAACUCUCACGUGUCCUGCGUUUUGGCGCGAAUUCCAGCUUACACCAGUCCUCUGUCUAGCUUCUGUCUAG